Penicillium odoratum is the source of this 231-nucleotide messenger RNA. RefSeq names its product Alpha/Beta hydrolase protein. The transcript has 3 exons. The record is from RefSeq and is a predicted model, not a curated record. Lineage: Eukaryota; Fungi; Ascomycota; Eurotiomycetes; Eurotiales; Aspergillaceae. Bases 1 to 231 code for a protein of 76 amino acids.
AUGAGCAAUGAAGUAGUCAACCAUGAUGCCAAAAUUUCGAGAGAUGGUCAGAUCUGCCCCAAUCUGACAGUGACGAAUUUCUUCCGCUUCUACUUUGGAUCUUUGGAGGUGGAUGGCAACAAAGUUCUAUUGCAGACCCGAGAUUAUGGCAAGCCUGUGCUUGGUGUCUCGAUCAACUACCGACUCGCUGCUUUUGGCUUCCUAGACUCGAAGGAAGUGCGGGUGAGUUAA